This is a messenger RNA of Styela clava, 916 nucleotides long. Lineage: Eukaryota; Metazoa; Chordata; Ascidiacea; Stolidobranchia; Styelidae. The record is from RefSeq and is a predicted model, not a curated record.
UAUUUUAAUCUUCGACAUAAAUAUGGUAUUUUUUAUUGCCGUAAAAUUGAUACUUGUAAUGAUGAUUGCGUAUGGGGAGUCUUUAGAAAGUAAAACUUGCGGAACUCCAAUGAAAAAGGACAUUGAAUGGAAUAAGCUUCCAUCGGGUCCUUAUUAUGAUGUUCUGGAUAUACCUAGAUCAGAGAAACCAAUCGGCUGCUGGAAUAUUCAGAAUAUUACCGAAGAAAAAGAUCGCGUGGUUUUAGAUAUGGCAACAUUUUCAAGCAGGGACGUCAGCAUUUUACCUGUUCGUCUGGAGUAUUUUCGAACGACCAAAACUGGUGUUUACAAGAUGAAUAGAUUUGGAGAGAUGGAAUAUAGAACGGCGUUCUACCACUUCAAUGAUGAUAAUGGCGUCGGAAUACGGGAGACUGCAGAUGAGGAGUCUGCAGACCUUGCUCAACACGAAUUCAUAUUUCUGACUGACUACCAGACUUAUUUCAUGCUCGUUGGAUGCCAAGAAGAAGGUUGGAUAGCGUACGUAAAAGCGACCACUCCACAUAUCACCGUCAGCCAAUUGAAUCAUAUAUCGAAUGCACUAGUGGAGAAUGGAUUGAAAGCACCGGUGAUGGUUUUGAAAAAUGAAUGUCUGAAUGCCGGCGAUUCUGGGAAUGUUGUUGUUAUUGGUUAAAAUAUUUAGUUUUCAUAUAUAUAUAUAUCAAAAUACUGUUGUAUUUAGACAGAAUGCUGAAGCAAAAAUAAGUGUAACAUGUUUUUGUCGACCUAAAAACUUCAUUUAGUUUCAGUCACAGAGAAAAGGCGAGGAAGAGUUUAGAGUUAUAAUAUCAACAACAAGUUCUCAGAACUUCAAGCGCUAAACAAAUGUUUGAUUAUUUGUAAUCAACAAAGUUUUAUCCAAAUUUCAUGACAUUUUCAA